CUCGAGACGACAUCAGUCGGUGUGAACCACAGAUUAUAAUACAUAGUGGGCUGCUGUUAACAAUUUUCUAAUACAAUAUUGGACAAUGACAGUAAAACAAUAGUAAUUAAUCUUGUAAAUUAGUACUUCAAUAAUAAUGAUAAACAUUAUAAUAUACAUGUAGACUACAGUUCUUGUGUGAUUUAAUUUAUAAGCGCCCUUCAUUAUUAGGAAAGCUAACAGCAGUAGUUAUCGUAUAAUUAUCUACUUGUCAAUCAUAUGUUAGCAAUUAGUGAUGUCAGUUUGUUUACUAAUGAAACAUUAGGCAAAAAAGUGCAGAUUUUCUAAGUUUUCGUUAUGAACUUAGACGAAUCUGCUGGAUGUUCGUCGAGUAAAGGACAAGAAAAUGGCGACGCAUCGAAUGGUUCCGAGCGCCCACUCAAGAAAGCACGUUUUGCGUGGCAAGUUAAAGGGAAAUAUCACCUAAAGAAUGAAACAAGUGGGCAACCAAAAACAUCUACUACAGAAUCUAUCGAUCCACCUGCCGUAGCUGGUUCUUCAGGCAGUGGAAGUAGUAACAACAUAGGUACAGAACAAAACCUAGAGAGACUGGGUGAUUACUUAAUGAAACAAGACUUCAAUACUUUAGACUCUGUUAUGGCAGAUCCUGACAAUUCUCAUCUCAACCCAAGUGCAACUGAUAAUUUUCAAUACCCAAGAUAUGUAAGCUCUCGAGUUGAAGCACUGCCAAGACAUAUUCUGCAGACUGAUUAUAAUUAUAAUGAUGAUGAUGAAAUGGAGUCAGUUCCUAUGUCAUUGGUUCCAUCACAGUGUUAUACAGAAGAUCAAUGCAUAGCAAGAUGGCAGGCCAGACAGAUGGCAAAAGGAGUUGUUGACAACACUAUAAACCGUGUUUUGGAUACCUGGGUACAUGUCCCAGUGCCGCCAGAAGAUAACAGCACCAGGACCCUGGCUCUUGAUGUAGCAGAUUUUAUUAACAACCUCCCUUCAGACAACAGUGUUGAAAAUGAAGGGAUACUUAUGGCUAUUUCCGCACAUGGGUUACAAAACCCAGACUUUGAUGAAUUCCGUGAAUCUCCGACAGAUGAACAGUUUAACAAUAUUGAAUUAUGUUUAUCUCCUUUUAACUCAGAUGAUGAAAACCCAGUCAAUCGUAAUCACACAUGUCAUCUUGGUACUUCUUCAGCUGACUUAGAAAUGCCAUGGUCAUAUUCAGAUGACCAGAAAGAUGACUUUGCAAUGAUUCCGGGUGCUGCCAGUUUGUCAUAUCAAUUUCUUGCUGAGAAUCUCCGUAACCAAAACAACAUGGAAAUCGAGGAUGACAACAAUGAUGAAUCAUUUGACUAUCUCAAUGAGAAUCAAAAUAAUUCUGAUGAGGCAUCUGAUGAUGCUACUGAUGAAGCCACUGACGCUGCUGCUGAGGGUGACAAUCAUUGUGAUUUCUUAGAUGCAGCAGUUCUAUAUGCCAUUCAGAGUAGAGGAUUAACCACGUUUGGAAGCGAUUAUGGCUAAUUACUCAUACUUGUAAAGUUCAAUUAAAAUUUGAAUUAUAUUUCUAUAGGUAUAUGUUGCUUUUAAAGACUUAAUAGGCACAAAUAGUUUUUAACUAUACAAUGGUGCAAUUCUGCCAUAAAAUCAGUAUUUUAAACAUAAUAAAUAUUAUCCCCAAGUUUACAUCUGUUACUUGCUAUAUGUAUUCCAAUUUCAUGUAAAUAAAGUGUAUUAUUAUUAUAAUUUUAAAGAAAUCUGAGAGAAAUUCGUGUGUACUGUACUUGUGUUAAAUGUUGUAGUAAAGUACAAAGUUUCAAAAUAUUGAAACAUAUCAAGUGACUGAUUUUGAAAUGGACUUCGUUUUUUUACAUUACCAAUACAUAUUUUAAUAACGGCUUGUCCAAUAUCAUUUAAGUGUAAUCUGUCCAUUAUUAUAAUCUCUAGAUUAAAUUUUAUAAUUUUUGGUAUAUCUUGGUUUUUAUUUGUAUAAAAAGUUAUUGUGUAUGGUCAAUGCAUUUUUGUUGUCAUGUUUUAAUUUUAAAAUAAUUUACAAUUUUAACUGAAAGUAGAUUUAUUUGUUAUAUUCAUGCAAAUAUUUUUAGUAAAGAGUAGGUACUCUUAUAACAUAGUGUUAGUGUAAAUGUAUGCCAUACUGACAUUACAGUCAAUAAAAUGAUACUCAACCAA
Messenger RNA from Helicoverpa armigera (cotton bollworm), 2178 nucleotides. RefSeq lists its product as uncharacterized. The record is from RefSeq and is a predicted model, not a curated record. The transcript is spliced from 2 exons. The coding region runs from base 337 to 1512 and encodes 391 amino acids. Lineage: Eukaryota; Metazoa; Arthropoda; Insecta; Lepidoptera; Noctuidae.